UCAUUGCCAGCAGCAGCCAGCGCAGUUCUGAAAGCGCACGCACAUACGUACGGAUUAUCUGUGUACAAAAUGAAUGUAAAAAUAGCGUAAUGUACAGGCAGCCAUAUUGAAACUUCCUCGAUUGAAAAAGCCGGUGUAAUCACAAUUAUUCACUCAUUUCUAUUCAUCUUAAGUGUAAUUAAAAAACAUUUUCUAACAUACGUGGAUCUACCCUGUCAUGUCCACAAUGAAUCCGGAGUAUGACUACCUGUUCAAACUUCUUUUAAUUGGUGAUUCAGGUGUAGGCAAAUCAUGUCUUCUUUUAAGAUUUGCAGAUGAUACAUACACAGAAAGCUACAUCAGUACAAUUGGAGUAGAUUUUAAAAUUAGAACGAUUGAACUAGAUGGCAAAGUAAUCAAACUUCAAAUAUGGGACACAGCAGGUCAAGAAAGGUUCAGAACCAUCACAUCAAGUUACUACAGAGGAGCACAUGGAAUCAUAGUUGUAUAUGAUGUCACAGAUCAGGAAUCAUUCAACAAUGUCAAACAAUGGCUACAAGAAAUCGACCGAUAUGCAUCAGAAAACGUCAACAAACUACUGGUAGGCAACAAAUGUGAUCUAACGACAAAGAAAGUAGUAGACUACACGACAGCAAAGGAGUAUGCAGAUCAACUUGAGAUUCCCUUCCUAGAGACAAGUGCAAAGAAUGCCACUAACGUUGAGCAAGCUUUCAUGACAAUGGCUGCAGAGAUCAAGAACAGGAUGGGACCAGGCAGUGUACCUUCAGGCAGUUCACAUGAUAAGAUUAACCCUAGCACCACGCCAGUCAAACAAAGUGGGGGUGGUUGCUGUUCUUAAUAGAUCUAGCACUAUUUUUUUCCUUAUUUUAAUUAGCUUUAUAACACACAUUAUAAUUAUUUUGUGUCCUUUCGGGGCAGGCAGUGAUAAUGAUUAAAAAUCCCAAUAGAAUGAAUAUAUCACUCAUUUAUUUUGUUUUAUUUUGACUUGUUUAUUUAUACUAAUUAUUUUGUUGUUGAGAAAUAUGAAGAGAAUCCUGGGAUUGAAUUGACUGGCACAGUACAAGAUCAUUGCUUCACCCUGGCUCUUUGUUUCUGCCAAUGUGUAAAUGAUUUCCAUUAAUGCAAUUGCUAGCAUAUCAUGGUGGAAAGUCUAAGUCUAUCAAGGUAUAUAUCAUCCUAUGCCAUGUGCAGAAUUUAGGAGCAUUCAAUGGGGUAUGAUAAAAAAGAUAACAGGUGAGCAUGGUAAACUAAUUAGAAUGUCACGGUCACAAGGAUCUACAAUUAGAGGAAGUAAAUGAACAUUAUACAAUCUGACUAGCUUGGUAUGGUUGAUUAGAUUGUGCGUUGUUUGAAAUCAGCCUCUAACCAUUUGCUCUAGACACUUCUGGUUUGCCCACACACACACCUGUUUCCCCUUACAGAGAUCUGGUGGGGUUUUCAUGAAUGUUGUCGGCACUGACUAAAUUGUCAUUGCUGACUAUUUCAGUUAAGUCCUUGCUUUUGAUUGGCCUAGAAGCUCUGGCCUCUGACUGUUACUGUGGUAACUGUCCGAAAGAUAUCUUGUCAGUGCUUACAACUUUCAUGUGAUGGUCACCUGUUCCAGACUUGUUGGUGGAAAGUCCCUUUGCUUUGACAGUUGGUUGGUUGGUUGGUUCACCACCCCCAAUUACUCCUUGAUAUCAUCCCUUUAUGGGUUUAUCAGAGCAAACCACUUAAAGUCUUACUCUAUCAGUUUCAUGUGCCAGAAACUGGACAAUCUAUCUGUUUUCUGCUUCAAAAAUAAUGUGCUCCUUGAUAUAUGAAACAUACACAAAAGAAACUAUAAAUGUGUUGUAAAUGUAAUUAUGAUGAAAUGUGGAUGAUAAAAAAAAACCUAGUCUUGUGCACAUCCUUGUAUAAAUACACUUUAUUAUAUAUGAUAUAUAUAUACUUAUACCAGUAAUUAGUUAUCAAUCAUUGCUUUUUUUUCAUCUUUUUAGUCUUUGCUUCAAUGACAUAUUUUGGAUAUAUUUGUACCAUUCCAUGAUGAAGAUAUUAUUGUUUUUUUGGAAGCAUGUGGCCUAAUGCUGUCUUACUAUUUUCCCUCUGUCUUGUUUGUUGGAAUGCUUCUAAGUAAUAAUUAUUGAGUCAAACUUGUUUGAGAACUUGUUUUACUCUACAGUCUAGUGUGGCAUACAUUUUGAAACCAUAAUAAUGUAGAAAUUAUUCAGGGGACUUGGCUUAUCACUCAAGAAUGUGUUUUGUUUUAUCGUUUUUUUUUUUUUUAACCUCACCAUGUAUUAUUUGAGCCUUUGAAAAUGAAGAAAGUUGAUAGGUUUUGACCUACUGAGAGGGCACCAUCAUGUCCUGAUAUUUUCAAUGGCUUAAAUAAUUAUGGAUUUGCUAAUGGAGUGUACAGAUUUGACAUUGUAGCAACCGUAGAUACAUGCAUGGCUCAGUACAGGGCAAUAUUGUGGGUACUUCCAUUCAGAGCGCAAAUAUAGAUAUUGAUAUUAUUAGUCAUCAGUUAUCCCAAUUCUUAACAAGUAACUUACAUGUAUAUGGGUGUGUAAAUGUCAAACACUUAAAUUGAUUAUUUUGUACUUUGUGUCAGCCAUGGUGGUUGGCUCUACUAACUUAAAGUCAAACUAUUUGAUAUGUGUUUUGAGAAUGUACAGGUUAUGCUCCAAGACCAAACUGUUUCAAAGUUAACACAUAUUUAUAUCCAAAAAGCAGUUGGUCUUCAUUAUACUCCCUUCUGUAUUGCAACAACAAACAAAAGUAAAUAGAUUAUAGAAUAUUUCACAAUGUUAUUGUGCUAUGUUUCCAUGUACAAACUGUACAGAUGAUUGAUUGAGAUGCUUUAUACAUGGUUUGUAUGAAUGGAGGGAUGGAUAGAUAUGCCAAGUGAAUUUAAUUUAUCAGUAAGGAGUAGAUUUAUAUUUGUAUUUCUCUGUACUUUUUUAAAGAUAGAAAUAUUGAUUCUUGAGGCUUGUUCAGACAUGCAGUGGCAGUGCCCGCAAUAUGUUUAUCAUUGAGGUAUGAUGUAACAUUUAGCCAGUGAAGAUCUUCUACUAUUCCAUUCUGUACUUGUGUGUCUACCCUGUUGUUUGCUCUUCUUGCUCCGUAGGUCACACAAGCCUAAUAAAUUUAAAAAAAAAAGCUGUCCAAUGAGCCACACAGGUAUACCUCUGUGUGUAUGUCUAUUGUCCAAUAUUUUUGUUCAAUUAUGUACAAAGCAUUUUGCAGAGGGGCAGCUUGUCAUGUUGCUUCAUUUUGCCAUAGGCUUUUCACACAAAAAUAUGGGGUUGAUGCCUCAUGUCUUAACAAGCCUUUAUAUGUCUGUCUGUGUGGAGGUCUAUUCUUGUUCCUUUCUUUUUUUGUAACAAAGCAGAGAGAGAUUUAAAAUUUCAAAUCAUUGAUGAAGGAUAUGCAGCCACCAAUGUUGUCUCGUCUAGACUGACCAUACUGGUUACAUGUUCUUUAUGUCAACUAUCUUGCGUAGCUAAAUACUUCAACCGUUCUAGUGUACAUUAAAUCAUGCACAGAUGAGGCUUGUGAGACAGAACAUCCUCUGGCCUGUUUUGCCGCUUCGCUUUCGUGGUUUCCAUUUUAAAUCACAAUAACAUCAACAAAAGGUAACUACAUAGAUCAGGGGACUUUGAUGAUUGUUGUGAUACAAAAUACUUAUUGCACAUAGUGUUUAUUUUGAAAAAUCAUUGGUUUAGAAGUGGGAGGGGCACAACUCACAUGUUCAGUUAUAUUCCCUCAUGAUAUUAUAUGUAUUUAUGACAGUCUGUUUUCCUUAAAAUUUUUCUUAAGGCUCCAUGAACAGCUAGUUCAAUGAAAAUGAGAUUAUUUCUGGACUUUUCAAAUUUUCCCACUAAGAUGAUUCCCUUUACUAAGAUGUACAAAUAAAAACUAGCAAUGCGGGCUUCCAAGUCAGUGAUAUUCGGCAGCAAUUAUCAGUAAUAUCUUUUCUGAUUUUAAUGAAUACAUCUCCCCCCUCCCCCUGCUUCCUUCACAUGUACUCUGUGAUUUUAAGUCAAAUUCAGAAAUACAUCUCACUACUUUCUGCUCAAAUACCACCAAAGUAUGAAGGAAUGGAAGGAGCAGUGAUUCUGAAAAUUAUAAGGACAAGUAUAUUCUGCACAACUUAUGUUACUUAUUUCCUGUACAAUGUACUUUAACAGAUUUGUUGACUUUCAGAAAAUGUCUGAUGGUGUCAAACUGAUGGGAAAUUCCAAUAUUUGCUCUUUUUUAUGUAAAUCAUAAUUGUGUAAUCAAGACAUCCCAAUGUACUUAGCUCAACAGCAUAGAUUCGUUAAAUAUUCUUGAUAAUAAUAUGAAUAACAGAUAAAUGGCAGUAGUAGUUAGACAUUGUAGCCUUGGGAUGCUGACUUAUUUGCAGAUAAAAGAAUUUUCUGGAAAAAAAAUGGAGUGAAUUUGAUUAAAUCCUCUUCUGUAUUAAUAUCUUCAUACCAAUAAUUUGUUCCUUCACUUUUCCGUUUCAAAUCCCUAAAUUAAAGAAUGAGAAAUAUCAUAUGAAAGUGAUUCAAAUUGUAUACACAAAAUAAAAUGCUUUUGUGUACAAUAACCGCUUUUAUCACAACUUUCCUACUAUAUAUAUAUGUACACUGUUAAUAUAUAUAACAUGAUAUAGAUAAUUAUUUACUGCAUUUUGUGUAAUAGUAGUUAUAGUUAUAUAUCAUAAUUUGCUAAAAAUUCGGAUGUUUCUUGUAGAUUACUGGACAUAGAGAUUUCCUUGUCUUUUUAUGCUUUGUUCCCCCCAACAAUUAGACAGAAUUCUUGUACGAGCAUUUAAUAGGGAUAUGUGUAUGUAAUAAUCAGCGAUCUGUUUUUGUUGUUUCAGUACAGCUACGUGUGGAGAAAUCAGUCAUGUCAUCACCCUGUGUGCACUGCAAUUGCUGACUCUCAGUUUUUUUUUUCUCUGUGUGUUAAUGGAUUUGUAAAAAAAAAGGAGAGCUUAAAAGAGUACAGUCUUAGGAACUUUCCAGAUUUAUACCAAAUUGUAGAUGAAUUUAAUAUAGCUUGUAAAUUGAAAGUCAGCAAUUUUGAGUGAUGUGUACUGAGAAGUGUGUUUUUUCUCUCUCUUUAUCUGGGGAUUUUACUCUGGUGUAUUUUUUGUUUAUUGAUUAUUACUAUCACUACUAUGUCAAUUAUAUCUGUACAGACUUGUUCUCUGCAUUUGCAUAAAAAUUGUCAAAAUUGCUUCAUUAUGAUGAACAUUUUCCAGAAAAAAAAAAUGUGUAGUGUACUGAUUUAUAAUGUUAUAUGUAUGUAAGGUCUCUUAAGAACAGGUUUGGAACAUUAUAAAAAGAAAUGUUGGAGAUAAUAAAAAUGGUAGAGUGUUUGAUGGAGAAGUAAAGAUGAAGAAUAAACAUCUUGAAGUUGUCAUGUGACCGUCACAUGACUGUCAUGUGACAUCCAUCCAGUACAAGCUGCUGAUGUAAUUAUGGCGGUUUAUUUCGUAGAUAACAGAAAUAAACACAACACAUGAUGUGG
Lytechinus variegatus (green sea urchin) is the source of this 5505-nucleotide messenger RNA. Its product is annotated as ras-related protein ORAB-1. The transcript has 7 exons. Gene Ontology annotation, molecular function: GTP binding; GTPase activity. The coding region runs from base 218 to 838 and encodes 206 amino acids. NCBI's taxonomy places the organism in Eukaryota, Metazoa, Echinodermata, Echinoidea, Temnopleuroida, Toxopneustidae. The record is from RefSeq and is a predicted model, not a curated record.